CUUUUUAAAAAAAAACUAUUUUAAAAAUGUCUAAACUCUUUGUCGGCGGUCUCUCUUGGAACACUACAGAUGAUUCUCUCUAUGAUCACUUCUCCAAGUAUGGUCAAGUCACCGAAGCCAAUGUUAUCAAGGAUCGUGAAACUGGUCGCUCUCGUGGUUUCGGCUUCGUUAACUUCAGCACCCCUGAAGAGGCUAGCGCUGCUGCUGAGGCCUGUAACGGUACUGAAUUCGAUGGUCGUUCUAUCAAGGUAGAUGUUGCUGCUGAGCGUACUGAACGUCCCGCUGGUGGACGUGGUGGUUACAACGGUGGUGGAGGUGGUGGUUACCGUAACAACGACAACUAUUAAGUUGUUUCUGGUUGCCCCAUACUAAAAAAAAAAAGCACACACACACACACACAAAAAGGAAUCUAUCUGCUGUAUUAAAAAAACCUAUUUUCAUAUAUAAAUAAAUCGCAUUCUCUCUCACUGUAAAA
Mucor mucedo is the source of this 475-nucleotide messenger RNA. RefSeq lists its product as uncharacterized. The transcript is spliced from 2 exons. The record is from RefSeq and is a predicted model, not a curated record. Gene Ontology annotation, molecular function: RNA binding. NCBI's taxonomy places the organism in Eukaryota, Fungi, Mucoromycota, Mucoromycetes, Mucorales, Mucoraceae. The coding region runs from base 27 to 347 and encodes 106 amino acids.